CCUAACGCACGUUUAUCGCUUUAUUACGGCUGUAAAUUAUUUUCUUUAAGUUUUAAUAUAUCUAGAGCGUUUAUGGUCCUUACUAAAGGAGGGGUCACCGCGCACCCAGAACUAGCGAGGUCAGUGUGUCGUUGCGCACGGUGACCCGAGGAUACAUGUGGAUUUCUCAGCGGCGGUGCCGCGCAUUUCAAGACGUCCAAACGGCGGAAUGUCACGAAGGAAGCAGUCUAACCCGAAACCUCUGAAAAGCGGUGACCCAUCAGAAGACAAUGACGCUUCAUCUCCCUCACUGUUACUGAACGCGGACGAAUCCCCCUCACCAGAUGAUUCCGAUAAAGAAGAGUCGUCGCGUCCACCACACACACCAGAAUCAGGAGGCCCCCAAGUCGUGAGUCUACCUCGAGAAGACGAACACUGCGCGGAGGAUCCGAAAAGCAAUCUUCAAGGAAUUAAACGAAGGGAGACUACUUCUGAAUACCGCCAACACCACCACCACGGUGAUGAUGAAAAACCUACACUGUCUGCAAAUCCAAUCAAACGGGAACCCGAUGAAGAUUCUGACGAGGAUAAUGACUCCUGGAGCGGUAACGCCGACUCUCCCACAAUGCAACAGCUGAUGAAGCACCUGCAGCUGCCGAACGACGUUCUCUUCCUGAAGAAGAUCAACGUCAGCAUGCACGGAAACAGCGCCGUCUGCUGGGUCGUGUGUUGCGCCAUCCCGCUGCCCAAGGGAAGCAGUCUGGGGCCUUUUCAAGGGGAGAUUACCCUAGCCGAGAAGGUCAAGGUUGGAGAUAUGAUCCUGCAGUUCAGCAGUAAAGUCAACCAACACGUGCUGGUAAACGUCACGGCUCAGUCUGGCGCGUGGCUAGCACUACUGAGACCAGGCUCCGACACAGUUCCACGAAACACAGAAAUACACCUGGAAGGCGAUCGGCUUUGGUGUGAGAUUGUCGCAGACAUGGACGUUGGUAACGAGCUUAUAGCCUCGUUUUCAUAUCACCCAGACGACCCCACCCAGUCACGUGAUCAUUCUCCGGAGCAAGUAACCCCAGCGGAACCGGAACCUCCGAAAGUGGAGGUCGCUACGCCAUCAGCCAAAGGGCCCAGAUCACCUGUAAAUCAUGCUGCUCUCAUUUAUGGCUGUCCGUUUUGUGGUGUGAGAUUCAGCAGUCCAAGGACUCUUCAAGGUCACCUUGCCUACUACUGCUCGAGAAAGCCGACUGACAGAGGCUCUUGUGACAGCUCGGACGCUGAGGAGCCAAAGACAGUUUCUCAAGAAAGUGAUAAAGUUACUGCCAAAGCUGUAGUGAAGCAGGAGAAAUUGUCAGAUCUAGAAAUGGAAGAUGGGGACGAAAAGAGGCCGAAAGUUGUUCCAAAACGACUCCAUGAGCACAACGCAGACACCGAUUCACCACAGACGAAAUGCCAAAAGACUGAGCCUCACUUCCAGUGUGAAAGCUGCUCCUAUUCCGCUGAUAAGAUAUCUAGUCUGAACCGCCACAGACGAAUACACAAUCGCAUCAGCGAUGAUGGCGACAAGCCAGACGUGAUGAGCACCCCAGUUUCUCUGAGAGACAAGUUCUGUUCCCACUGUAACAUCCAGUUUUCCUCACUCAGCACGUACAACUGCCACAAGGAAUUCUACUGCUCGAAAAACAAAGUCCAAGAAAGAUCUGAAAGCAGUCCCGUUUGUGAAAACUCUGCUGAAACUUUAUCUCCGGUAGUUUCAUUAAAUACGUCAAGAGCACAGCUGCUUGCGGGUAUGCUUCUGCAACCGGAGCAGAUAAUAUCUCAUGCAAGGGUCCAGGGCUCUGCCACGACAGUGAUAGGGCAAACCACAGUCAUCUUUGCUGCACCAAUCGUGGCCCCAAAUGGACUUGCUAGCAUGGGGAUUACCAUGCCCACUGUGAUAGUACAGCCGAUAAUGGCUCCAGCUACACAUUCUGGCAUUAUGGAGUCCAAGUUGACUUCUGUAGCACCGGUGGAUGCUCAUCAAAAAGAGAGUACCGUCGUUGAGACAUGCACGGAAAAACCAUUAGAUCUUAGUCGACCAAAAGGUGACGCAAACACAAAGACCACUACUCAUUCAGUUUCUGAUGCCAGAUCGAUUGAUUUAAGACUAAGUCCUUGCAGAGAAAACCCUCAAGUGUUGAAGAAUGUGAAAUCAGAACACAUUUCUCCCAAAUCGACAAGCACAUCUCCAAUGACAGACAUCUUUUCAGCAUCCAGCAGUCCUAGAUCUCCACAUAGUGUUCAUGUUCCUCCUAAGAUGGCCCCCUUCGUGUUGUCACCAUUUGGGACCAUUCCUAUUUCAGGACCCCCGGGACAACCCAUGGUGCCAGUGGCGUCAUCAGUUAGCAAGUGCUUAGACUGUAGUAUUGUCUUCUACAAACAUGAGAACUACUUAAUUCACAAAGAGCAUUACUGCUCGGGUAAGAAGCCCUGGACUGCAUCACCACGUAAAGCGGAAGAUAGUAGCAAUAGCAGUGAUGGUGCACGACAGACUUCACCCAUCCUCGAUGUUAUAAAGCCAGACCCUGCUUCGCCGUCUGAGACGAAUUCCAUGGGGAACGGUGAACAUAACCGAUCUUUCUCUGAAGACGACAUCACGUACAAGUUCUUCUGUAUUCCUUGCAAGAUCAAAUUCAGCUCUGCGAGCACACUGAAGGCUCACAAAGAGUUUUACUGUCCACACGGUAAAGACAGUGGCCACACUGUAAUCGUCCAGUCCCCCGCAGUGGUGGAAGAACCCAUUGAAAAGAAGGAGAAUGAGGUCGGCGAAUUUCGGUGUAGUCAGUGCGACAGUCUGUUCACCACAGCCAGGCUGCUCAAGCUGCACAUAUGUUCUGGGGACUCGACUCAGAUCCCUCUGUUGAGAUGUCCCUACUGUGACUACAUCACACAGACGGACACACGGCUCACGGACCACCUGAAGGUCCACGCGCCCACACGAGCCUUCCGGUGCACGCUGUGCGGGUAUCGAGGCAACACGGUGCGCGGCAUGCGCAUGCACGGUAAAAUGCACGUGGACGGCGGUGAGGAAUUCACCGAUGAGAACAUGGUGGUGUUCGAGGAGCCGCCGUUGAUUCCCAUCACGGUAACCACCGACAGGGCCGCCAAGGGACCCCUCAACAUGGAGGCCGAGCUGAUCCGCAUGAAGAACGAGCCCUACAAGAGACGGCGGUCGAGAAAGUCGUACGAGAAGUCGGAAAACAUCGUCCCGCCAGGAUCGACGCAGUGCUGCCCCAUGUGCGGGGACAGGUUCGCUAAUGCCAAGUUUCUCAACAUGCACAUGAAGAUACACGAGAUCGCAUCGCGCUACCAACACGAACUCCUAAUCUGCGAUCGAUGCGACUACACUGGGACGUCAAACAACGAUCUGGUAUGUCACAAGAGUCGGCUGCACGCCCAGGAACCGGUUAAAACAGACGAAGAAGAUCCGACUCCACUGGAACUGACCAAGUCUCCACUUUCAAAUACAGACAUACACACUUCAAAAGCUUCUGUGGAGGAGACUACACAGGACAACCCUACUGAUAAGGAAUCUACGUCAAUAAAACGGGAACCUGUGGACAGCGAAUUUGACAGAAUUCCUGAAGACUCCAAACACGACACGAAGCAGGAUCGUCUUAAUGGUGACAAGGAGAACAUCCUAAAGGCUGAAACGGUUCAAAAUGGUUUUCCAUCAGGCGAGUCACCAAUCAAAGAUAGUCCCUCUAGUCCCACGAAUGGGACCAGUCCCUGUUGUGUGAAUGGUAUUAGUGCUGUGAAACGUUCGGACUCUCCCGAAGAGAAAGACAAUAAAAGUGCUGCAUCACAUUCCGUCUUGUUCCAGUCAGGGGCGGUGUUUCCGUACUUCAUAAUUCCUUCUUCGUCGUCGGUUUCGUCAGCUGGAGGGAACGCGUUGUCCCCUAGAACGGUCACCACUACCGAUAAACCUGGGUACAAGUACUGUAAGAAUUGUGAUAUAAGUUUUACAUACCUGUCCACGUUCGUGGCCCAUAAGAAGUAUUACUGUACUUCUAAACCCAGUGAUGGCGACUCUUCUUCGUCCACGGCUGUAUCUUAGACACCAGAGGUGUGGGAAGCGCGUGCAUCACUGUUACAUCGUGUGGUAUCAAUUAAACACCCACAAACUCGAAACUCAGGCUCGUUUUCUGAAGCGAUUUCAGCGCUAAAAUCACCUUAAGGGCGUGACUAUUAAUGCAAUAAAGAUGAUCUUAGUGCCAAGAUCGCUUCGUAAAACGGGGCUUAGGACCCAGACGCCCGUAGGUAGGACCCAAUUAUGUACCCUGCCUCCU
Messenger RNA from Gigantopelta aegis, 4301 nucleotides. RefSeq names its product zinc finger protein ZFPM1-like. The transcript is spliced from 6 exons. The coding region runs from base 209 to 4069 and encodes 1286 amino acids. The record is from RefSeq and is a predicted model, not a curated record. Lineage: Eukaryota; Metazoa; Mollusca; Gastropoda; Neomphalida; Peltospiridae. Gene Ontology annotation, cellular component: nucleus. Gene Ontology annotation, biological process: positive regulation of transcription by RNA polymerase II; heart development; cell differentiation. Gene Ontology annotation, molecular function: RNA polymerase II-specific DNA-binding transcription factor binding.